This is a messenger RNA of Drosophila willistoni, 778 nucleotides long. Its product is annotated as protein DPCD. The record is from RefSeq and is a predicted model, not a curated record. The coding region runs from base 94 to 756 and encodes 220 amino acids. The transcript has a single exon. Lineage: Eukaryota; Metazoa; Arthropoda; Insecta; Diptera; Drosophilidae.
UCUGGCAAUCUAGUUGCCAGGGAAAUGUGACAUCUAUUUGGUUUGCGCCAUCGAUCAAAUUUAGUUUUAGUUACCUUUAUUUACAAGGAGAAGAUGUCGUAUCAAAACUGGAUAAAUUAUUUAAAAUCGGCCGAGAAGAACUCCAUAGUCAGUGGAAGGAUACGCAAGGUGCUAUACAAGUUUGCCGAUGGCCAACAAAUGAGCGAGGAAUAUAACAUGGACACGGGUAUUGUUCAGCGUCGAGCCUGGCGCAAGUGUAAACAACUGAUGGGUGAGCCCGAAUGGGAGAUCGAACUGGGCGAGGAACCACGUCAGCUAAAUUGGAGCGCCAACAAGACAAAUGGAGCCGGGGACUCUGAUGCAAUGGCUGGCGCCGAAUUCACUGUGCGAGAGAGUAAUACAGCUCCUCUGUUGACCAAACGGAUCACUAAGAAGAACAUUGAGUGGCGUAUACGUAAUAUGCCAUAUCCCCUGGACGUGUACAAUGUAAAAGCACAGGCCGAAAAGCGUGCCAUCGUGGUUAGCACCAGCAACAAAAAAUAUUACAAGGUGAUCCCAGUGCCCGAACUAGAUAGAUGUGGUGUGCCUCCACAGCAGUCCAGCAUCACAGUUCAUCAUCAGUUCAACACUUUGAUCAUAACAUAUAGUAAGCCGGACAUUAUCUGUGAGAUGGAGGCCCAGGUCCUUAUGCUGCUGAAGGAUGUGGAAACAGAGACCAGUAUGGAUGAUCUUCUAAAAGGACUGAUGGCCAAAUAAAAGUUUUUUAUUAUAUAGCAUA